AAAAUCUGGAACUUCCCGGGUUACUACAGGGUCUAUGUCACAGUGCCUGUGAGAGAGGACAGAGCACUCUGCAGCCAGCCUCAGAGGCAAAGCUGACCAGCAUUGAAAAGCUGCUUCUUCUUCUUCUCUAAAGGAUUUCUCUUCAGAGACAAAAAGAAACCACCCUGGACAUGGCCUCAGAGAUCCACAUGUCGGAACCCAUGUGCCUCAUUGAGAACACUGAGGCUCAACUAGUGAUCAACCAGGAGGCUCUGAGGAUCCUGUCUGCCAUUACACAGCCUGUGGUGGUGGUGGCAAUCGUGGGCCUCUACCGCACAGGCAAAUCCUACCUGAUGAACAAGCUAGCUGGGAAGAGGACAGGCUUUUCCCUGGGCUCCACUGUGCAGUCUCACACCAAGGGCAUCUGGAUGUGGUGUGUGCCUCACCCCAAGAAGGCAGGGCAAACCCUGGUUCUGCUUGACACUGAGGGCCUUGAAGAUGUUGAGAAGGGUGACAACCAGAAUGACUGCUGGAUCUUUGCUUUGGCAGUCCUCCUCAGCAGCACCUUCAUCUACAACAGCAUAGGAACCAUCAACCAGCAGGCCAUGGACCAGCUGCACUAUGUGACGGAGCUAACUGAUCUUAUCAAGUCAAAGUCAUCACCUGACCAGAGUGGGGUAGACGAUUCCGCUAACUUUGUGGGCUUCUUUCCAACCUUUGUGUGGACUCUGAGAGAUUUCUCCCUCGAGCUGGAGGUUAACGGAAAACCCGUCACUUCUGAUGAGUACCUGGAACAUUCCCUGACCCUGAAAAAAGGAGCUGAUAAGAAAACUAAAAGCUUUAAUGAGCCGCGACUGUGCAUCAGGAAAUUCUUUCCAAAGAGGAAGUGCUUCAUCUUUGACAGGCCUGCUCAGAGGAAGCAACUUAGCAAACUGGAGACUCUGCGGGAGGAGGAGCUGUGUGGUGAAUUUGUAGAACAAGUUGCAGAAUUCACCUCAUACAUCUUGAGCUACUCUUCUGUCAAGACUCUGUGUGGUGGCAUCAUAGUCAAUGGGCCACGUCUAAAGAGCCUGGUGCAGACCUAUGUUGGUGCCAUCAGCAAUGGGUCUCUCCCCUGCAUGGAGAGUGCUGUGCUGACUUUGGCCCAGAUAGAGAACUCAGCAGCAGUGCAAAAGGCCAUCACCCACUAUGAAGAACAGAUGAAUCAGAAGAUUCAGAUGCCCACAGAAACCCUCCAGGAGCUCCUGGAUCUGCACAGGCCAAUUGAGAGUGAGGCCAUUGAGGUCUUCCUGAAGAAUUCUUUCAAGGAUGUAGACCAAAAGUUCCAGACAGAAUUAGGGAACCUGCUGGUAGCCAAGCGAGAUGCCUUUAUCAAGAAGAACAUGGAUGUCUCAUCAGCUCGUUGCUCAGACUUGCUGGAGGAUAUUUUUGGACCCCUGGAAGAAGAAGUAAAAUUAGGGACAUUUUCUAAACCAGGAGGUUACUACCUCUUCCUUCAAAUGAGACAAGAGCUAGAGAAAAAGUAUAACCAGGCUCCUGGGAAGGGGCUCCAGGCAGAAGCGAUGCUGAAAAACUACUUUGAUUCCAAGGCAGAUGUUGUUGAAACACUUCUACAGACGGAUCAGUCACUCACAGAGGCAGCAAAGGAGGUAGAAGAGGAACGUACGAAGGCUGAAGCUGCUGAAGCUGCAAACAGAGAGUUAGAAAAGAAGCAGAAGGAGUUCGAGCUGAUGAUGCAGCAGAAGGAAAAGAGUUACCAGGAGCAUGUGAAGAAGCUGACUGAGAAGAUGAAAGACGAACAGAAACAGUUAUUAGCAGAACAGGAAAACAUCAUAGCUGCUAAACUUCGGGAACAGGAAAAAUUUCUUAAGGAAGGAUUCGAGAAUGAGAGCAAAAAACUUAUUCGAGAGAUUGAUACCCUGAAGCAAAACAAAUCGUCUGGGAAGUGCACUAUACUCUGAAGGCCCAAGGCCCAAACCUCUCUGCCAAGCUCUCUCCAUCACACACUAUGUUGACUGAGCAUCUUCAGGCUUUGAAACAACUGCUAUGAAACUCAAUUCACCUCAGCUCAAAAUCAAUCAUAUGCGACUCCAUUUUGGGGUCACUGUCUGACCACUGGGCACUGUCAGAGGAAGUCCCUCUGUGUGCAGAAUGCAUGUAUGAGCAGAGGUUCAGUCACCUGUGUUAUAGGUACUCUCGGCCUUCAUCAUGCCCAGCCAUACGUUUCUCCUGUAUAAUCUUAAGUGUUCCUCUUUCCUACAGAUAGCUUCUGUAAUCACAGAACAGGCAACUUUUAACUAACUUGCAAAAUGAAUUCCCUUUCAUUUCUCUGAGGACUUUUUCUACUGUUAUUCCAAACCUAAAUCUCAUCCCAGGUUUCCCUUUUAUCUCCCCACUGUGACAACAUGUCUUGAAAUUACUCAAGACAAAUGUCUUGCAAGAGCACAAGUUAAUAAAAAUGAUUAGCCCACUGUAA
Messenger RNA from Mus musculus (house mouse), 2455 nucleotides. RefSeq names its product guanylate binding protein 2 (gene Gbp2). NCBI's taxonomy places the organism in Eukaryota, Metazoa, Chordata, Mammalia, Rodentia, Muridae. The transcript is spliced from 11 exons. Gene Ontology annotation, biological process: regulation of defense response; cellular response to type II interferon. The record is from RefSeq and is marked provisional. Gene Ontology annotation, molecular function: GTP binding; GTPase activity. Gene Ontology annotation, cellular component: cytoplasm; Golgi membrane; perinuclear region of cytoplasm. The coding region runs from base 171 to 1940 and encodes 589 amino acids.